This is a messenger RNA of Lindgomyces ingoldianus, 2722 nucleotides long. Its product is annotated as kinase-like protein. NCBI's taxonomy places the organism in Eukaryota, Fungi, Ascomycota, Dothideomycetes, Pleosporales, Lindgomycetaceae. Bases 387 to 2309 code for a protein of 640 amino acids. The transcript has a single exon. Gene Ontology annotation, biological process: peptidyl-serine phosphorylation; autophagy. Gene Ontology annotation, molecular function: ATP binding; protein serine/threonine kinase activity. Gene Ontology annotation, cellular component: cytoplasm. The record is from RefSeq and is a predicted model, not a curated record.
CGACGGACCCUUUGUGCAUACUCCCGACGACUUUUCCUAUCUUGUGUUCGGAUUCCUUGGAGCGGCCAACUGCACCUGCAGCCUGUUUACUUGACGACACCACUUCUGCCUUGUGAUUUACUUCUCUCGUCCCGGACUUCCAUCAUAUCCAUUUAUUGUUAUCUUCCUCGAAGCUCUGUCGUCACCUAAAAGUGCCAUAGCUCCUCGCUUCACGGGUUGGUUCUCCGAUCAACCGUUUUGUUUGAUUACGACUCCGGUCCUUAUUUUGGCGUUCUCACAUCUCAUCCGCUGUCAGUUUUCCACUUUGGCACUCCGGCUCUCUGCCAUCGGGUCUAUUUUCGGAACCUCUGGCUAGCUGAUCCUCUAUCUGUCCUCGAGCCACCCUUAUGGAUUGUAUGCGCAACCAGCUCAAGGAGGGUGUUGUGCUUAAUGGACGAUAUGAAACAAUCUCUCCUCUCAACCAUGGGUCCUUCGGUAUGGUGUUCCAGGCCAAGGACCUCGUAACCGGCGAACACGUUGCAAUCAAAUGCCUCACCAAGACGUCAGCUGCCAACACCUGCCCUUCUCUCUUCGCAGUAGACGAACACUCAGAAGAGCUUGCCAUCCACCUUCGCAUGGGCUUGCACCCCAACGUCGUGAACCUCCUCCAAUCGUUUGAAACACAGAAUCACACCUAUCUUGUUCUGGAGUUCUGCUCGAACGGCGAUCUAUAUGAGGCUAUUCGUCUAGGUAAAGGCCCAAAGGAGACCGAGCACGUCCGCGACUUUAUGCUUGAAUUGGUAGAUGCUGUCGAGUAUAUGCACUCGAAUGGCAUCUAUCACCGAGACAUUAAGCCGGAGAACAUCUUUCUCUCCCAAUCCGGCUCCGUGAAGCUUGGUGACUUUGGGCUCGCAACUACAAGUCCCUGGUCCUACGAGGUGGCUGUGGGCAGCGAUCGAUAUAUGGCUCCCGAGCAAUAUGACCCAUCAAACGCUGGCUACUCCACUGCCAAAGCGGACAUCUGGUCUAUUGGCAUCUGUUUGUUGAAUGUUCUUUUCUCUCGCAAUCCGUUCGCUAUUCCGGCGGCCUCGGAUCCUCUUUACGCGGACUUUGCCCUUGACAGACAAACACUCUUCGAUGUGUUCCCGAAUAUGUCCCAAGAUACUUUCGAGGUCUUGGUUCAUUGUUUGGCCAUCGACCCCGAGAAGCGCGACCUGUCUUUUGUCAAAGAGGCUCUCUACCGCGUCCUUAGCUUCACCACAGACGACGAAAGUCUUGAUGAGUUUUGCACCGAAGAGCGGGAGCCCGUUGUUGCCAGUGCGAACCGCGAGCCCCUUCGUACUCCUUCGGUUUCCACGCCUCAGCUGGAUCAGGGUGGGUCGUUCCCAUGGGCCAAGGCUCUCGCCAUGUCCCCACCUCAACCUAUCCGUCAAUUGUCGGCAAUUCCAGACACCGAAGUGUAUUCAGAGGACCUCUUCCCUGGUUCUGAACGGUCAAGCCACGAGUGGUUCGACAUCAAACCAGACAAUGCUUCGACCGUCUCAUUCGUCGACUCUGGUUUGGGGCUUUCGUUCAAAUCUACUGGUGUCGCCCAACCCGCCCCGAUCACAAUUGCCCGGUCUAGGCCCGUACCAAUCUCUGGCUCUCUUCCUGCCAAUGCCGCCAGACCUUUCAACAGCCUGGCAUCAGUGUUUGGCAAGAAGCGCGAUGUUAUCUCCAAGAGCUGGAGCGAUCUUUGGGACGAAGAAGAAGAAGAAGCACAUACCAUUGCUGAGAUCGAGAAUAGCUAUACUCCUUUCGGUGGCCUCAAGAAGGAGAAGCAGUGGGACAAAGCCGAGUCCGGGUCAGGUGUUUCCACUCCGCGUGGCGGUCUUUCCGAGAUGAAGAACCCUGCCAUCGUCAACAACAGCAGGAGCCGUUCCCCCAAAACCAACCGUCGUGUGGAUGAGCGUGUUAGCGAAUAUACCGGUUUCAUCUUCGAGGAGCACACACCUACCGUGCCUCGCUACUCGCCUCCUUCAAAGCGUUCCACUGUAGACAAAUGGGCCGCUCUUGGUGACCGCCGGCGCGGUCAGCAGCAAACACCCCAAAAGGCUGUAAAACAACCACCAAAGCAAGUUCAACCUACGCCGACCUCCGCCAGGAAGCGAAGCCGGACUGGUAGCUGGAGACGUCAAAUUCAUUGGGGCCCCAGUCAUCUCGACAAUGGCGUCUUGGAACGAAAGGGCAACUGGAGUGUGAGUAAGGAUUGGCGCCAGCAUCCAAACCUCUUGGACGAUGAUAUUGGCGACCUGGAGUGGGUUGGAGGUUGGAAUGACCUCCACUUGUAGUCUUGACACUUUUCAUCCCUUUUUUUUUUCUUUUGGACAGAUCAAAACCCUUUAACACUUUUCAGCCUUCGACCUUUUUUCAGGUUUCUUCUACCAGUCUGUAGCUUUAGAGAUACCACAUUUCCCUUUUUCCCGUCUGCUACUCAAACCUGAAUUUCCUGUCGCUGGCUCGUUUUCCUUUGUUACUUGCGAAUUGGGAGCAUUGGGGAAUUCUCAGGUUGCAUGGGUGGUUCUGGGAAAGAAACCCUUUUUGUCUUCUGAGGCCAAUGGGAUGCAUUGCAAACUGUACUGAUGGACAGGACUUUGGAAGGGUUUCUUCAAUUUCGAUUCAACUGGAGGGAUGAUUAGUUAGUCAAGACUCGUAUCCAUGGUUUCAGGUAGGUUGACCUGAACCUGGAUUUACCCACUCAAAC